Molecule: messenger RNA, 4512 nt
Organism: Pimephales promelas (fathead minnow)
Lineage: Eukaryota; Metazoa; Chordata; Actinopteri; Cypriniformes; Leuciscidae
Gene: slc16a10
Product: solute carrier family 16 member 10
Biological process (GO): transmembrane transport
Cellular component (GO): basolateral plasma membrane
Molecular function (GO): transmembrane transporter activity
Source: RefSeq, a predicted model, not a curated record
AUAUCAGUACACAAAACGCUGCACAGCCAAUCACAUUCGAGACCAGGAACUAGUAUGAGCGUCAAUAGAGUAAGAUGAUUUUCCUGAUGGUUUAUAGUUUUCAGCAUCCACCAGCAGAAGUGACUGGACAAGGAGAGGCAGCUAAGUGAUAUCUGAGACAUUACACGUGCGAUUUAAUUCCCUAACAGUGUGAAGGCCAAUAAAUAGUUCCUUAUAACUGGUCAGUGUUUAUGUUGCUCGCGUUUGUCGAGAUUCCGCGUGUGCAGCACUGACACUAGAGCGCGCGCGCGUGCCGCGGACGGUGACGUACUGCACUGCAGGAGUUACUGGAGUCUUAAAAAAAAAAAAAGAGUUACUGGAGUCACAUUUACUCGGGGUGCUUAUAAACACACUCCUAUUGUGGUGCCAAUGAUCAUCCCGUCCCUCUCUGUGAAUAAAGCACAGGAGUGACCGCGCGGACAGAUGCAGCUGUUGCGUGCGCGUGCCCGUGCAGGACAGAUGUGCUCCAUCAAGACUUCUCCAGGAGGAGACUUCAUCUGAUCCACUCUCGGGCGGAGGGUCUGCCUUCGGCCCCGCCUCCUGCAGCUCAUAUGUAUUUAUAGCUUUAUUGCUACAGUGUAAGUCGUCAGCGCAGUGUAUUUGCAUUCACAGCGGACUCAGAGGAGAUCCACACGCGAUCAGCAUGACUGAGACUCAGUCCGACUCCGAGCCACACACGAUCAGCAUGACUGAGACUCACCCCGACGGCGAGCCGACUCCUGCCGCGGCCGCGCCGGAGGAGAAGCAGCAGGAGAACGGCGGCUCCGGGGUCUCCGAGGCGCCGGCGGAGUUCGAGCCCCCGGAGGGCGGCUGGGGGUGGGUGGUGAUGCUGGCCUCCAUGUGGUGCAACGGCUCGGUGUUCGGCAUCCAGAACGCCUUCGGUAUCAUGUUCGUCGCGCUGCUGAAAGAGUUCGGCUCCGACAAGGACAACGACGAAGACCUACGCUUCAAAACAGCAUGGGUCGGCUCUCUCUCGAUGGGCAUGAUCUUCUUCUGCUCUCCGAUCGUCAGUGUGUUCACGGAUCUGCUGGGAUGCCGGAUCACGGCUGUUGGAGGAGCUGCGGUCGGGAUUGUGGGACUUCUGGCCAGUUCCUUCGUCACGUCUCUCGAGCCGCUGUACUUCACCUACGGCGUAGUCUUUGCAUGCGGCUGCAGUUUUGCGUAUCAGCCGAGUCUGGUGAUCCUGGGUCACUACUUCAAGAAGAGACUGGGCCUGGUGAACGGCAUCGUGACGGCGGGCAGCAGCGUGUUCACCAUCACACUCCCGUACUUGAUGUCAGCCCUGCUGGAGCGCGUGGGACUCCAACACACGCUUCGAGUGCUGGCCAUCUUCAUGUUCAUCCUCAUGCUGGCGGGACUCACCUACAAACCCCUCCUCCCCAAACCCGUCAGCAGCAGCAAGUCGGGCAGCCGGUGCCCCUCGCCCAGAAAGCUGUUUAACGUGCACAUCUGGAAGUCUCUUGGAUACCGCAUAUGGGCCUUUGGGAUCCCUGCGGCGCUGUACGGGUACUAUGUGCCUUACGUUCAUCUGAUGAAGCAUGUGGAGGAGCGCUUCGGAGAGGACGCUAAUAAAGAGGUCCUGCUGACGUGUCUCGGCAUCACGUCCGGCGUGGGGCGCCUCAUCUUCGGCAGAGUGGCGGACUAUGUGCCCGGGGUCAACAAAGUCUUCCUGCAGGUGUCCUCCUUCAUGGUGAUCGGGGUGAUGUCCAUGAUGAUUCCUCUGUGCCACGUGUUCGGCGGGCUGAUCGCCGUCUGUCUGCUCAUGGGUCUGUUCGACGGCUGCUUCAUCUGCAUCAUGGCUCCCAUCGCCUUUGAGCUGGUCGGCUCCCAGAACGUGUCGCAGGCCAUCGGCUGCCUCCUGGGCAUGAUGUCCAUCCCGAUGACCGUCGGGCCGCCCAUCGCAGGGUUCCUGAGAGACCGGCUGGGCAACUAUGACGUGGCGUUUUACCUGGCGGGUAUUCCUCCGCUCAUCGGCGGGGCCGUGCUGUGUGUGAUCCCGUGGGUGGAGGCCCGGAGGAAGAAGGAGGCCGACGCCACAGCCGAAACCACGGAGAACAUGCUGGAGCACAAGAGCCACACGGACGCCAAGAACCAAGACCCCGAAUCUGUCAUCUGAGAAACAUUCACAGCACAGAGACUGACCGAUGUGUGUGUUCAGGAGAACAUGCUGCAGCACAAGAGCCACACUGACGUCAAAAACCAAGACCCCGAAUCUGUCAUCUGAGAAAUAUUCACAGCGCAGAGACUGAUGUUUGUUCAGAUGUGUGUGUGUGUGCUAUGUAAUUUUAUAUCCGUCUAUAUGAAUGUGAUUCUUGAGCUAUGCAUCUCUCAGAAAAAUAUUUUUGUACUGAACUUUUAGGGUUUAAAGGGGAAAUGGUGUAGCGUGAACAAUCAAAGAAGGGAAGCCCUGAAACCUUCACCAUGAGGAGAUUCAUGGGAUCUUAUAUUAACCAGUUAGAAAGUAUUGGUAUGUUUCCGUUGUUCUUAUACUCGAGCUUGUUUUACGUCAGACUAUAAUGAGAAACUCGUAUGAUUGUUUUAAUUGGGAAAGUUAGCCAUAUGUCUUAAUUUCUUCCUGUACUGGAAAGAUUCGAAGGAUGUUUAUGCAGAUGAGCGCUUUAUUAGAGCAGACGUCGUGCGUUAUAUGCAAUUAUAUAAGGGAUAUAUCCUCUGAGGAAACAUUAAUGCUGUUUUAACGUGUAGAGCAGACAGAAAUGAUGUAGUUUGAUGAAUCCCAGUGUUUUUCUCGGGUUUGUAGCUUUACCAACCAGGGCAGAUAUCAGCAUAUUAGUAUAAUAAUGAACUGGGAUUGUUUGCUAUGCAAUGAGGUUGCAUUGAUUUUUCUUUAACAAUGUUCAACAAGACAAUAGUGUUGAUUGGUUAGAUUGAGCCAAGCUGCCAUUGUGAUCUCAGAGUUUCCCCUUUAUUUCGACUGCAUGACUGAAAAACAGCACUUCCGCAGAGGCGUUUUAUUUGGUAUGAAUGUCUGAGUCUCAUGCAUGAUGGGUAUGGCUGCGUGUAAUCAGAUGAUCCAUAGGGGUGUUAUUCUGGUCCAGUGAUCUACCUCGAUUGACAUUCGUCCUCAUAUGUUCCUCUGAGGAUCAUAAACUCACCAAGUGCCCGUGCCACUUAUCCCACAUCACAUGUUUUUAUGAGUAUUACUAAUUGUGUCACAUAUGUAUUGCCACAAUCUUCGUUAGUGCCUUGGGAAUGUGAUUAUUGGACAGAGAUGAAGUAUUGAUUUGACAAUGAACUUGUUAUAUUCGUUCCAGUUGAAGACUAACCCUAACCUGAACAUUUCAGAGGAAAAGCUUGAUCUUUUCCGAGCGUCUCUUAACACUUGAUUGGUUUAUUCAUUUUGGUAUUGAAACCAUUUCCAUGUUUUUGGGAAGAUUUUUUUUACUUUUUGUACAUGAUCAUUUUUGUACUUGUUUUAUUUAUGCUGUUGACGUAAAUCACUGUUGCACGCCAAACCAGAGAAAGUUCUGCUUCGUGUAACCUCAUAUUCUGCGAUGAGCGCUGCAGUGAUUUACUCGGGGUUAUAAUACAUGUAAAAUAACUUGUAAAGUUUCUCCAGACCUCAGCUAAACACCAAUAUUACUGACUUCAGUUCUUGAGGACUUUAUUGAAAUCUUAUUGUCCAUUUAUCUGUGAUUGUAACAUUUAAAAGUAAAGCAAAAUAUACCGUUGCACUUACAGUGUACUUACCAAAGUUAGUAUGUAGUUAUUGUAAUGAUUAUAGUUCGUACACGUGUACAUGCGGAACAGGACUGUAAAAUAAAGUGCUUUCAUAACAAACUGUCAGUACCAUGAACUGUUUUUCCAGAUGGUUGAACACAUAUUAUGAUUCUGCAGCUUCGUUUUAGUGACCUUAUGACUUGCAUGAUUUUACCUUCUGUUAUUUCUUGUUGUAUGUACAACACACUUGCGAUAAAUGAAUACAACAAUAAAGAAAACAUUAUUGGUUUUAUUAAUGAAAUGGUUUUCAGAUAAUCGUUUUUUUUUACACAAUUUUAUUUGCUAAAAUCAACGUUUUUAUUCAUAAAUAUGUCCUCAUUGGUGUAAGAUAACCUCUGCCAAUGAUCAGAUUUCUUAUAAUCAAUAAAGCUAUUAAUACAAAUUGUUCUUCUUGUAAACAGCACUCAGAGACACUAUACGUUUAUUCUGGCUUUGCCAUUAUAAUUAUUAUGGAAAUAUUUCUUCUAAUACGUGUAUAUUUAGAUUUUUUUUUUUUUAACAAAAUGUAAUAUACACAAAUAUCAGAAAGCACUUUGUUUUGUUCGCUGAAGUUAUUUUGGGACUCUUUCUAACUCGUGGAUAGUCUCUAAACAGUCGAAAUAAACCCCUGUGUUUUACAGUCCCACUGUGUUUGACCUUUUUGUCUUGUUUUUCUGGUUUGUUUCGGCUGUGUUGUGACUGCUUCUGUCUUUGUACAUGUAAUGUUUUUAUUGAAUUAAACAGAUCUCGGAGGGA